CCCACCGGCUGCCGUACGCCGGGAGGUGCUUCCGCGGACAGCGGCGGGACGGCCCCGGCCGCGCCAUGGAGCCCUUACUGCCUGUCGCCCUCCUCCUUCUCCUCUUGCUGCUCGUCCCAUUGGCGUUGCUGGCGAGGAGGCCCCGCAGCCUGCGGACACCGCCCCUCAGGCUCCUGGUGGUGGCCGGCUCCGGUGGGCACACAACAGAAAUCCUGAGGUUACUUAGCUGUUUGUCAGAGUCAUACUCUCCUAGACAUUAUAUUCUUGCAGACUCAGAUGAAAUGAGUGAAGCUAAAAUACGUUCUUUUGAACAAAAAAGGGCUGAAACAUUCUCCAGUUCCCAGUUCACCCUUGAUCGCAUUCCCAGAAGCCGCGAGGUUAGACAGUCUUGGAGCUCCUCGGUGGUAACAACCCUGUACUCUAUGCUUUACUCCCUUCCUUUGACCUACAAACUGAAACCAGAUUUGAUUAUGCCUAAAUCUGUCCACAAAUCUCAUGAUCGAUACAACACAAAGCUGUCACUGAGGUUGGAACCUGUUUUAGUUACCCACGAGUCAAGGAAUUCUGCAUCCUUCAUUGAAAUUAACUGCCAUCUCAGAGCUUUUCUCGUCCUCCUUGACAUGUAAAGAAAGAUGAUCUUUUUUGACAGCUACUUUGAAAUUAUGUAUUUUGUUUGCUGCAUUCCUCCCCCUUUCUUUCCAUAUUCAGCUGCCUCUUCUGUUUUUUAAAAUAUCUUUGGAAGUAAUUUUUUGGUAAAUGUAAUGUUAUGUGAAUAUAUACACUUUAAAUUAUUUACCGUAUGAAAAAACUCGUGUUUUACUUUUGUAAAAUGUUUCAUCUCUUUUAGAUACUGUGCAAUGGACCAGGAACAUGUGUUCCUGUCUGUAUAUCUGCUCUUCUUCUUGGGCUUCUAGGAAUAAAGAGAGCAAUCAUUGUGUAUGUAGAGAGCAUCUGCCGCGUGGAAACCUUAUCCCUGUCUGGAAAGAUUCUUUACUACUUUUCAGAUUAUUUCAUCGUUCAGUGGCCUGGUCUAAAGGAAAAAUAUCCAAAGUCAGUAUAUCUUGGUAGAAUCGUGUAACAACAGAAGACAAGCUUCACCUAAAAUGAACUCUGCAAGCUCCUCACUGAAGAAAUGCAUUCAUGUGGCAAUUUCUUUUCAAGGUUUCCUGUCAAGAAAUUAGGCUGGUACUGGAAAAGGAGACAGUAAUAAAGAUAGCUCUAUAUUUAAGUA
This is a messenger RNA of Columba livia (rock pigeon), 1231 nucleotides long. It is a transcript of the gene ALG14, whose product is annotated as ALG14 UDP-N-acetylglucosaminyltransferase subunit. The record is from RefSeq and is a predicted model, not a curated record. The transcript is spliced from 4 exons. The coding region runs from base 66 to 626 and encodes 186 amino acids. NCBI's taxonomy places the organism in Eukaryota, Metazoa, Chordata, Aves, Columbiformes, Columbidae. Gene Ontology annotation, molecular function: N-acetylglucosaminyldiphosphodolichol N-acetylglucosaminyltransferase activity. Gene Ontology annotation, biological process: dolichol-linked oligosaccharide biosynthetic process. Gene Ontology annotation, cellular component: UDP-N-acetylglucosamine transferase complex.